Aspergillus wentii DTO 134E9 is the source of this 492-nucleotide messenger RNA. RefSeq lists its product as uncharacterized. NCBI's taxonomy places the organism in Eukaryota, Fungi, Ascomycota, Eurotiomycetes, Eurotiales, Aspergillaceae. Bases 1 to 264 code for a protein of 87 amino acids. The transcript is spliced from 3 exons. The record is from RefSeq and is a predicted model, not a curated record.
AUGAAGCUCACAAUUUCUAUCCUCGCUGCUCUCGCCAGCAUCAACUCCGUCCUCGCCCAGGACGCGACCUGCCAGAAGGACGCAGCAUUGGUCAAAACCUUCAUUGGACAGCCGUACAGCAGCGAAAUCUCCACCCAGUUUGAAUCGGAAAAGGUUCGGGUCUACCAUGAGGGUGACCCUAUCACCAAGGACUUUGUUCAGACUAGAUUGAACAUUGUUCUUGAGAAGGACAGCCAACUCAUUCAGGACUCUGGAUGCUAUUAGAGCAGCACAUCGAUUAUACCGGGAGGGUAAGAUAGUAUAUAGGUAUUGAUAUGAUGAAUGAAGUCGGGAUUGCAUGAGAUUGAUAUUUGUAAGAUGCGUUUUAAAUAAUUGGCCAUACAUUUAGAUAAAUACAUGCAGCACCUUCGAACCUCACUCUGCAAUAAAAUGCAUGUGCUAUGUCUGUCUAGAGAAACCUUAACGUAAACUUAAUCAUAAAUUUAUUGCGGC